GUACCGUACAUUCAUACAUUAAGAACGGAAAUUCACAUUUCACAGGCAGAACUAAACUGAGAUUCAGCCAUGGCGGUGGACAGCAUUAUUGGUGCGGAUAUCUACAGUCUGCCGGAGGAUUGCAUAGCCGCCGCGCUGUCGCUGACGACCCCUAGGGAUGCCUGCCGUCUUAUGCUGGUAGCAUCAAACUUCCGUUCCGCGGCACAAUUCGACGCCGUCUGGGAGCGGUUUUUGCCGCUUGAUCACCGCGAUCUUGUUUCCCGUGCCGUCAACAGCGCCGAUUUGCUCGCUCUCGCCUCCAAGAAGGACCUCUACUUCUACCUCUGCGACCAUCACAUCAUUAUCGAUGACGGCACCAAGAGUUUUUCACUGGAGAAAGGGAGUGGGAAGAAAUGCUACAUGUUAGGUGCAAAGUCACUGCAAAUUGUUUGGGGCAACGAUCCCCGAUAUUGGAAAUGGAUUCAUGCUUCGGAAUCAAGCUUCUCUGAUGCUGUGGAGCUACUUGAUGUAUGUUGGUUCGAGAUUCACGGCAAGAUCAAUACAAAGAUGCUGUCUCCAGACACCAACUACGCAGCUUACCUUGUGUUCACAGCGAGACCAGGCAUCACCGGUUUUGAAUCCCAACCGGUCGAGGUUUCAGUUAGGAUCGGUGAGCGGGAGGCUACCACCCGGACUGUUUAUCUGGAUCCCUAUCUGGAUCCCAAAGGAAGGAUGUUACCCCGGAGGAGGGCAUUGCGAAUAGGGCCAUUCCUUAACCGGACACUACAGAACGCGAAUGCAGCAGCUCCAGAGAACAAUGGUGAAUGUCCAAAGAAGAGAGAUGAUGCAUGGAUGGAAGUUGAACUAGGAGAAAUUUUCGUCAGAGAUGGUGAAGAAGAAGAUGAGUGCAUAGACAUUAGUUUGAAGGAAGUGAAGGGAGGGCAUUGGAAGAGUGGUAUCAUUGUGUUAGGGAUUGAGAUCAGACCAAAAUGGUCCAAAUGAUCACUCACUAGCAACUCAGAUCAGAAUUUGUUUGUAUAUGAAGAGAAUUAAUAUUUGAUGCACUGGUUGCAUUGUAUCAAAUCUUAAUUCUUUCUCGAACAUAGAAAAAUCCAUUUUGAAAAACUUGUCCAAUGGGAAAAUCUAUAGCUAUUCAUAGCUUCAUUGCCUUCUGUA
Molecule: messenger RNA, 1155 nt
Organism: Ipomoea nil (Japanese morning glory)
Lineage: Eukaryota; Viridiplantae; Streptophyta; Magnoliopsida; Solanales; Convolvulaceae
Product: putative F-box protein PP2-B12
Exons: 3
Coding region: 70-981 (303 amino acids)
Molecular function (GO): protein binding
Source: RefSeq, a predicted model, not a curated record